Molecule: messenger RNA, 6997 nt
Organism: Schistosoma haematobium
Lineage: Eukaryota; Metazoa; Platyhelminthes; Trematoda; Strigeidida; Schistosomatidae
Product: G protein-coupled receptor kinase 6
Exons: 11
Coding region: 3374-4684 (436 amino acids)
Biological process (GO): protein phosphorylation; signal transduction; regulation of signal transduction
Cellular component (GO): cytoplasm
Molecular function (GO): G protein-coupled receptor kinase activity; ATP binding
Source: RefSeq, a predicted model, not a curated record
CUGAGCUAGUAGAAACAAGCUGCUUACAACAUCAGUAGACUCGAGAUAAACAAAGACCACUAAUCGAGUAAAAGAUCCAAAGUGUCGUGAGAACUGCAUAGAAUCACGUCAAAAUAGAGGGACGUUUGGCACAUAUACUAUUUCGUUAUUAUUUCUUGACGUAUUGUACAUGAUGUGAACGUCUCAUUCUUAAGCUAUGCGCUACUCUACUACUCCCUAAUGAUGAAGUAUGGAGUUGGAAAAUAUUGUUGCAAAUACGGUGUAUAUAAAGGCUAAACGAAGUGGAGCUGAUAGAGACAAAGGUCGAAGCAGAAAGUGGAAAACAUUACUAGCCUUCCCUCACAUAUCUAAUUGUUUAUACUUGAAGAAAUGUUUAGAUUUGAGUUAUGAUUUUAUUGUGGAGCAGCAGCCGAUUGGAAAGAGACUGUUUCGGUUGUUCUGUAGGAGCAAUAAUUUCAUUUCGGAUGUCGUUGAUUUUGUGGAUUCUAUUAACACAUUUGCGGUGUGCAUUCCCAACGAACGUCAAAAGAUUGGGUUGGAAAUCUACCGCAGGUUUCUUUCAGACAUGAGUGGCAAAAGGUUCCAUCAGCUUGGAAACAUUGACGAUAACUCAGUGCUAAAUGCUCUAGAGGAACCCAAUGACGCUUAUCCUGACAAAGAACUCUUUCGUUCAAUCCUCAAGAUCCUUGAAGAUUUCUUACGAAAUUCACCAUUUUCUGAAUUUCUAAAUUCAGUCUACUUUAAUCGCUAUCUUCAAUGGAAAUGGCUAGAAAAAACACCAGUCACCAAGCACACCUUUCGAAUGUACCGAGUCUUAGGCAAAGGGGGAUUUGGAGAGGUGUGUGCCUGUCAAGUUCGGGCGACUGGGAAGUUAUACGCUUGCAAGAAAAUGGAGAAGAAACGCAUGAAAAAACGUCAUGCAGAAAAUAUGGCCAUGAUGGAAAAGGAAACAUUACAGCGAGUCAAUUCUCGCUUUGUGGUUUGUUAACUUUUAACUGAUUGUAUUUUUUCCUAGUUUGGUUAGAAACUCAUCAUGCCAUUCUAUUCACCAAGUAUUAUUUGCACUGAGUAAUUACUUGGAGUUACUUUUCACUUUUUCUUUUAUGUCCAAAACUAACAAAGUAUUUCGGUUUCCUAAUCAUAACAUUUUGAGUGUGUGUGUGUGUUAAACUUCAACAUGAUUGGCACUAGUGUCGUUUUUGACCGUAAUAAUUUAAUUCAUUUACUAGGUAUACUUCUAUAUUUACUGUUUUGAACCAUUCUAUGUAAGGGGUAAUAACAAUGUUAAGCUCCACAACCAAAACCAAGUAAGGUAGGGUUUGAACAUGAAACUUGCUUCUUGAAGCUGAGUUCCCUGACUAAUAAGCCACUAUACUGUUCAAUAACAUCACGAAUCACUGAGUUUCAUGAUUUGACUAUCCAGUGUAUAAAGUUGUGAUAUACCAAUACAUACGAACCCAGAACAUGCUUUUCAUUCUCCGACUUCACAUCAUAAACUGACCUCUCCACUUCUGUCCUAUUUCCAGAGCUAGCAAACACUGUCCAACAGUUGGUAGAUCAUGCUUAGAAGUUUUCCCAAGCCACUAAACCUUGUUUCAAGGUAACAUUAUGGAUUUACGGGUGAUCUACAUCAUUUCCAAACAAAUUUCUCAAUAUCAGCAUUACUUACUUGACACUGGCACCUUAUUUGGGAAAUCCCCUAAAAGGAAAGACGAUCAAACUUAAAGAGUUUUUUUAACGUCCUCAGGUUAGUGUGACCACGUUCAUAAAUCUAACAGGACUGUUCGCUUUGCAGCACGAUGUGCCUGGAGAUUCAUGGUCAGGCUAACGUCACGGCGAUGCCAGUAGUGACUAACAUUGGCAUAAGCUGGUCUAGAUUUCGCGACCGAUCUCGAUUAUCAAGUCAUUACCAGCACUCACACAACUACCCAUGCACAUAAACUUCCCGAAUUACUUCCGGCAUCUCACCACCAGGGCUAAGGGGCAAUACAGGUUCCUAUCUGUUUUAUAAAAACUUUACACGAUGUUGGUACAGUUUGAUUUCCAAUGCAGUUUAACACUCAAGUAUAGGUCCUUAUAAUCAGGUUUCGGUCAUCCAUUUCUUAGUAAACAGAAUGCACCCAUUAAGACAUUAAAUAAGAAAGAUUAGUUCAGCGAAGAGUUCUCUUUUCGGCGAAUUCAUUUUCGAAGCUGUACAAUCGCAUAUAUAUAUAUAUAUAUAUAUAUAUAUAUAUAUAUAUAUACUCAUUUUUACAUGGUGAUAAUAAUACUGAUAAUAAACUUCUGUUAGACAUGGUGACAGUGAGGUCAAAUAAACAAAGGUAUUAAAAUGUUUUUUAUAAAGCAAGGAAAGUUUAAUGAUCUUUUGAUUGUUAAUGGCUUAAGUAUUCAUCAAAAAAUAGAUAGGGAAAUUAUCUAUGGAAACAGAUGGCUCAGCAUGAUAAGGUAAAAUGUUGGAAUUGAGAUUAAAUGUAAUCCAUUUCUGUUUGAGGGCUACUGACUACUUGACUGUCUUAACUAAAGUAAGUGAGGCGAGGUUUGACCCAGAAAAUUAGCUAUAGGAAGGAAAGUGUUAUAAUUACCUAGCUGCUAUUCAAUAAUCACAGUGUAUAUUAUAAUUACCCACAAAAAUCUCCAACACAGUUAAUACAUUUUGAGAAACCUGUAUCUUACGGUUUGGUAAAAUCAUACUAUCUUUACGCUUAAUGAUAAAAGUAGUUCUCCACGUAGUAGAUUUGUAGUAGAUCUGGCUCCCAAAUGCCCUGGUAUGGCCGAGAGUGGGAAGAGUCAGCUCUCCCUCUCGAAAUGCUCUCACAUGGCCACGUGCAUACAACUACUGCUAGGGCAGUCCUAUUCACAGCCUUCCCACGGCAUUACUGUUGUUUACGAAAUCGAGGGGACGAAAAGAGAAUGUCCGGCCCUUUAGCCGGGUUUAUGGACACUGAGAGUUCACCUACGAAAGCAACAAUGGCGACUUUAGGAUUAAAACAUUUGGCUUUCAAUCGUUGAAUCACAGAUUCUUCUGACCUUGCUUCACCUACUCCAUUUUAGGCAGUUGAGUAAUAUCUUUAACCCUUACGCUUGAUUUGAGGCUCAAAGCUAAAUAUUUGAAUAUGCACAUAGUAAGUUAUAUAUCGAAACAACAAAAGCUGGAAAUAUAGACAUGAUAUUGAUUAAUACAUUAUCAUCACUAUUCUACUAAAACAAAUCAUUUUCAGUCAAAGCAGACGUACAUUUUCACACGUUUGCUUCAUAAUCUCAUCCUGUUUAUUAUUAUUAUUAUUAUUAUUAUUAUUAUUAUUGCUGAUGUAUUCAGGUCAAUCUGGCGUAUACAUUUGAAACUAAAGAUGCUUUGUGCCUAGUUCUUACAAUUAUGAACGGUGGUGAUCUAAAAUUUCAUAUACACAAUAUGAAUAAUGGCAGUGGUUUCAAUGAGAAUCGAGCAAGAUUUUAUGCCGCGGAAAUCACUUUAGGUUUACAACAUAUGCAUACACAAAAUAUUGUUUAUCGUGAUUUAAAACCAGAAAACAUUUUAAUUGAUGAUCAAGGACAUGUUAGAAUUUCGGAUCUUGGCUUGGCCGUAUAUAUUGAACCUGGCGGUACAGCUAAAGGAAGAGUUGGAACAGCUGGUUAUAUGGCACCUGAAGUAGUCAUGAAUACACGUUAUACAUUCAGUCCCGAUUGGUUUGGAUUAGGUUGUAUUGUUUAUGAAAUGAUUAUGGGACAAGCACCGUUUCGUCGACGUAAAGAACGUAUUCGACGUGAAGAAGUUGAUCGUCGUGUAUGUGAGGAUACAGAAGAAUAUAAUUAUAAAUUUUCAGAUAAUUCAAAAAGAUUUUGUCAGUCUCUUUUACAAAAAGAUCCACAUUGUCGACUUGGUUGCGAUGAUGCUGGUCCCGAAGGUGUUAAACAUCACAACUGGUUUUCCUGUAUCAAUUGGGUACGUUUAGAGGCUGGACUUGAGGAUGCACCAUUUCUUCCUGAUCCUCAUGCAGUUUACGCAAAGGAUGUUUUAGAUAUUGAACAGUUCUCUACAAUUAAAGGUGUUACUUUAGACAAUAAAGAUAUGGAGUUUUAUAAAAAGUUUUGUUCUGGUGCUGUCAGUAUACCAUGGCAGAAUGAAAUGUUAGAAACUGGUUGUUUCGAUGAUCUAAAUGAAUUUUAUAAAUCUGAUGGAACUUUAGUAGAUAAUUUAAAUCCAGAUACUCCACCUGUUCAACAAAACUCCACUCAUAGUCAAAGUUUUUUCAGUAGAUUGUUUAAGCGUAAACACCGACCUCAUGGUCCGCCUAUCGAUGAUAAUCAACCAAUAAUUAAUAAUAAUAACCCAGUAGACAUUGAAGAACAAAUAACAACAAGUGGUGUUUCAUCGGGAUUAGAAAAGCUUAAUAAAUCUGGUUUAUCAAGUGCUGAAACCAAGUUUUCAAGUAAAGAACAUUCAUUUAAACAAGAAAAUAUUGUUAAAUCCGAUUGUUUAACAUCUAUAUCAAUUAAUACACAAUGUACUCAGAAUGAUAUAAGGAAUGAUGAUUUUCUUACUACAAAAACACCAAUAUCUAUAACAACUAAUAGUCAUUAUAGUGUGGAUUCUAGCGCUGUAUCUCAUAAAAUUAUCAAUUCAAAGCAUCAACGUCCACAUUUUUGUACUUGUUUCUCAGCUCUAUGCUGUUCUCGUACGAAAUAAUUUCUAUGUGGCUUUUGAUUUUUUUUUUGAUAGACAAAAAUCAUUGUCUUCAUCUGUAUGUUUAGAAGUCUACUGUUAAUCAAUUAUCUUCUGUAUUGAAUUAACUAUAUUCAACUGUUAAAUGAAUCAGUUAUCUUCUAAUAUUUCCUGUUACUUUUCUAUUUUCCCAAAAAAAGGGGGGCAUCCUUUUUAAUGAUGGAUCGAAUUUCCUCCUAUUUAUGGCAUUUAUAUAUUUCGAAUAACCUUAACUUCUAGAUCAUCAUCAAUGAGAAUUUUUACAGUUUUCAAACAAAAAUUCACUUCAAAUUUUGUAAUUUUAUUCAAAUUCAAUCCAUUUUGUUUCAUAUGACAGACCGCAUUUUUAUUGGUAAGUGUACAAUUAAGCAAGAAAAUGAAACAAUAUAAUAAUUGGUCUUUCUUAUUUUUAUUUUAUGAUUAUUAUUAUUAAGGAUGAUGAUAGGCAUAUUGUGUUACUUAUCUGCUUACUUGCUUAUUUGUUCGCUUCCUUAUGUUUAUUUGUAUAAAUUUAUCUUAUAAAUAAUUAGCGCCUGAUCCUAUCUGUCCUAUUUAUUUACAAAUCAAUUUUAAUCUCCAAAAAAGUUGUUUUAUUUAUUUCUGUUUUGUAAACACUAUUUAAUUUGUCUACUUAAUGUAGAAUCCAUUUCAACUUUGAACAGUUACAUAUGUCUGAUGACCUACAUUUUAAUUUAAUGCAAAAACAAACAGUUAUUAUUUUUCUUUUGUUGGCAAUAUUUACAUUACUGCAAUCCUAGAUUAUUCAGACUUCCGUCUUAAUUUUUUUUUUUUUGGAAUUUUAUUUUCUACCUUUUCAUCAAACUUAAACCAACUGAUAGACCGAUUAAUCAACCAGUCAAUUAAUAAGAUGUAUUUCAAUUUGUUUUCAUUUGUUUCUUGAACAUUGAACUGAACAGAGGCAAUCCACCUUGAUAUUUUCUUUCUACUUCUUCAUAAAUGUAUGUCAUACACACAUACAUAUGGAAAUGUUAAUCUUAACUUUUGAUUUGUAAUAAUUUUUGCUCUAUUUGGUUGUAUGCUGUCUGUUACAGUAUUACUGACUUGACUACCUUGUUCACAAUGCUGCUCACACACAUAAACCCACUACUACAAUUGCCCAUCGCUUGUGUUAAUUUUUGAACACAGUGCGAAGUUUUAUUUUAUUUUAUAUCCUGCAAUUUGUUUGUUUGUUUACUGUCACCCCAUGGGGCUUUCUCAUUUUCGUUUCAUGUAGAUAUUUUUUAUUUCCUAUAAAGAAAAAGCAAACUGGGAUCCCGGUUUCUUCAUCUACUUUUUUGCUAUCUCUGACCAUCUCGAUCUACUUACGCUUUUUCACUUAUUUUAUGCAUUUCUUUUUAUAAAUGGUUCCAUGUAGGCAGGGUGGGGAAAGGUCAACUUUGUGUGUGAUGACUUUUCACAUUGAAAUGUAAAUAAUGCAUAUAUUGUGUAAAAAUAAGCAAAUAAAUUUUGUGUUGUUUUUACUUAUGCAUUGCUCUUUUUUGGAGUACAUUUUUGUGCAUGUAUAUGUAUGUACACAUGCUUUUCGUGUUCUAAUUACAGAACAAAAAGGAUAUUUUACCCAGCCUUUGUUUUCCUUUCUAAUUUAUCCUUGAAACAAUAAUCUAAUUAAGAAGAGUUUUUACAAAGAAGAAGAAUGUAACAACAUAAAUGAGUUCAAUUAGGAUUAUAAUUUUCAUUGGAAUCAUGAAUCGAUGUAAGUUAGAUCACCAUUGAAGACCUGGAAGCGCCGGUCACCCAUUUCAUUCUAGUAUAGGACCUCUCUACAGUGCAUAUUCAUGACCUCGCAACCAGGAAUCGAACCCAAGACUUUCAGUCUCGCGUGCAAACGCUUAAUUUGUAGACCGCUGAGCAAGGAUCCAAUAGUGUUAAAUGUGAUUGUUUAUCAUUUGUAUGUUAAUAAUAAUUUAUUUUGGAUGUUAAUCAUUAUCAGAUUAACAGUUAAUUUUGAUUGUUAACAUCUAUUAAAAUAUGCACUCAUUAUUAAAGGCUUGAAUCAUUUAAUAAAUUUUUGGGAAUAUAUAUAUGGAAACCACGUAUGACUAAUGAAUUCUUGACUAUAAUUAGUAUCACAGAUAUUAACUUCAAGAAAACUCUAGAUUUGUAUAAAAAGUGCUAAACAUUCACUAGUCAGUCAUCAUCAACAUAGAGCCUGGAGCAGACGUACGCUGGCCUAAGUCCUCAUAACACAUCAGGACGAAGCAAUAAAAUUGAUGAUACAUCUGGCAAAUAGAUCGAAAUAAUGUAGAAGCACAAAUAAGGUGAAUGAUUAAACAUUGG